AUAUAUAAUUAGGGAAGGUGGAAUUAGUUUAUUUAUUUGUUUUAACAGAGGUACUGGGAAUUAAACCCAGGACCUUGUGCAUGCUAAGCAAGUACUCUACUGCUGAGCUGUACCCUCCCCCCCAAAUUUUUUAAACAGGCAUUUCAUUAAUUAUUCCUCAACUUAAUAUAGUCAAUAUUUCCGAGUCUUCCAGAGCUACCAGAGGUUAAGUGACCUCUACAACCAUAAUAGAGCUAAGGACAGCACUAAGACUAAUAUCCUUAUCUCCUGAUUAACAGGAAAUAUCUCCAUUCUAUCAGACCACCAGAUUGGUCAGUGUGGUCUCCUGGACUCCAGAAAGUUGUUCAAGAAUGAACCAAGAUCAGAUAUUCAUUAUUUUAAGACUUUGUAUCAAAUUUAUAAUGAUCACCAAAUAGGAAGCUAUCACGUGCUGCCUAGUCCAUCAAAGGCGUAUCGAAAAGCAUGUGUUAAAUGUCUGCAUUAAGUGUGUUGUGUGAUGUACUAAGAGCCUCCACAGCUGCGGUCUUGCCUCCUGGUAGCUCACAGCAGCCUAAUACAGACAUCCCAGGAACUUAAGGUUUAAGAAGGUAAGAUUGAAAAUGGUAAGCCAUUGUUUGCAUUCAACAAAUAAUAACUAUGUAUUCUACAACAUUCUGUUAGGCUUUGGUUAGUAAUGGAGGGUGUUAAAUCCAUUAGUGAAGUGUUGGUAAUGCAGUUUUGCUAAGGGAUCAUAGACUUCUAGAGCUGGAAAGGGUGAAGGGCUCCCAGAGGAUGGUUUCUGGAGCAGCACCUUGCAUCUCCAGAGAUGCAUGUUCUCUGGUUCCUACUGAAUCAGAAACUAUGAGUGGGGCCAGCAAUCCAUUUAACAAGCCCUCCUGAUGAUUCUGAUGUGAACCACUGAUCCGGUCAAACUAUGGCUUUAAAGGGAGGGAAACUGAGGCACAGGAAGGACAUCUGUGUCACAACUUAUCAGUGAAUCCUAUAAUCAACCAGAUUGAGUAAGGAUCGGUGAGUGUGGUGACUAUGGUAAAUGGAAAAGUAGAGAUCAUGUCCAAUGUAUGUACUGUUGUAUCUUGCUUGUCAGGGUGUAGUGGUAAUAAGCAAGUGGAUGCUUACAAAAAUAAAUACAAUAGUUUGAAUUUUUUAAAUCUAUCUGAAAAGAUUUCACAGAAAAGUGGAACUUCUUAGAUUUUGGAGCUCAGUUUCACCAAAACUGUUAAGGGUUGUAAUUCAUAUUUAUCACUGCCAACAACCUUUAAUUCAUUGCUCUCCCAAACAAGUCCAAACUUUUUGUCAUCCAAAAUGUAGUGUGUGGUUGUCCUUAGGAUAAAUAUAUAUGUUAAUUUGAACAAAUCCUACUGAAUAUAAAGUGAUCCACUGUAUAAAUUUUCAUUUACGAUGUUUUAUAAAUGCAUCACCCUCUAGGCAAUCCCUGCACCCUGAAACUGACCUCAGCUCCUGUGACGACUAUUCUGUAAAUCUCUGACUGCUGUUUUGCAGCAUCCUUUCCUCUGCCCACAUCUUUGAUAUUAGGCUUCUCCAAAGUUCCAUCUUGGACCCCAUUUUCCAUGAAUGAUCUCAUCUACUCGUCUCCCCCAAUUUCGGUUACCAUUUAUAUGCUGGUUGCUCUCAAAAUGUUAUUCUAGCUCAGAUCUCUCUUGAACAGCAGACUGGUUUAUCCACCUCCUAACAUCUAUUUCCAGCACUCCCGCCUAUGCAUUAAAUUUGUUCAGUGUCACCAAAGUAUUUUUGUUUUUAAUUUAUAAUAGCACAUCCUUUAGAAAAAUAAGAAAAUAUGAACAAGAGUUAACAUUAAAUAUGGGAGAAGGGACAUUCUAUAGGACAAAGAAAUGGAUUUCUUCAACAAAUAGCAUGGCAGGUGGGGAUAGAGGGAACAUUAUAGAUUAGAAGAAUUUACAAGACCCAACCACAAGCAAUGUAUGGGUCUUUCUUUGAAUCCUGACUCAAACUAGCAAUACAAAGAAAUUUUUGAAACAACUGGAGAAAUGUAAAUGUGGAAUGAGAAUUAGAUGACAUUAAAGAAUUACUACUAGUUUCUAUAGUUGUAAUAAUGACAUUACAAUUAUGUAGAAAAGAAAGGCCAUUUGUUAGACAUGCAUAUUGCUGUGUAAAUGAAAUAAGAUCGACAAAAUGCUAGUAAUAAUUGCAGCUAGGUGCUCAUUUUUGUUUUUUCUACUUUAUAUAUAUUUGAAAUUUUUAAUCACAGAAAGUAUACAUGGAAGGGCAGGUCAACUGAAAAAGGAAAAAAUAAGAAUAAGAAAAAAAAAUCCUACCAUCCUGAGAAUGCUUGUUUACAGAACCAAAGGGCUAUCUGGUAAAAGUCCUUGACUCUGGCAAUCAGUCCUGGCAGCAAAUCUGGGUUUAUCUCAUGCACACGUCCCCUGUUUCCCUGCAACACACAUGAAGCAUUCAGAUGGCUUCUCAGGGACAGGAAAUUGCGAGCUUUUGUUUUUUCUGUUAAGAGCACUGCCACUUAGCAGCGCUAACCCUGCAAUGAGCAAGUUCCUCAGGCCCAGUCAUCCGUUGCUGCCAUCAGAUUGCAGCUUAAUAAACUAAUGGUCAAAUCGCCUGUGUUCUAGCAUCAGUGAUAACUAACUGCAAAUUUAGAUCAGUGGAAACAUCUUGCUAGACUGUAAAGUCUGCUUGUGGGAACCACUUCUACCUUAAUCACUGUCAAAUACUAGUGGCCAGCAUGUUACCUGGCCUCUAGUAAGUACUAAUGUUUAAUUGAACUGAAACCCUAGGGGAAAGGGGCCACAGUAAUUUGAAUGCUACUUAGUAUAAUAAGAAAAUGUGCGAAGAGAUUAUGAAGACAAGUUUAGGGACUACUUCCUGAAGAUAAUAUUUCUUUCCCCGUCACUGGAAAGUCAGUUAUUGGGCAAGAAAACAAAGAUGAGGUAAGUUUAGGAAUAGUAGAAGCCCAAAGCAUCAGGUCAAAAUAAGAGUAGGAGAGAAAAAAUUUAACAACAACCAAAAACCUUCUAUCAUUCUUUCUAUCCUUCCCUUCACAUUAUCUUCUGUAAUAGUUCUUGCCAGUCCUCAUUCUACACACUAGAAUGUCAGGAAGCUGGCAAACUCCAAACCUGUAAUUACUAAGGUUAUGUCUGGUGACAUGUAAUAUACAAAACCUUACAGUUCCCCUCUUUUGUCUAAAAAUGAAACCUUUUCAGUGUUUAAUGAGUAGUUCCUAAUUUGAAGCCCCUACACCUAUCUUAGUGUGAGAAUUAGUAAAAUAAAUAACACUAAACCAUUUUCAAUUUGGGGAAGAAAGGCACUAUGAAAACAUGAGAUACUGCUGCUCAAAUUGGUAGAAACACAACUUAAGCCUUGUUUCUUUAGGAAGUUUUGAUACUAAAGACCAUUAUAAAAUAGACUUAGAAGCUUGCUUCAAGAGAAUAUUGUCCUCAUUCCACACCUGUCCUUACUACUCUUUUGUGUGCUAUUGUGAACUCCUUGACCACCUAACCUAGGUAUUUCUUAAUGACCAGUUCCAAAAAUUAGGCUUUAUCCCAGUCUCAUUUAGUAUGCAAUGCUAUGGCUGCAACAUCAUGAAAUCAAUUGCUAGAAGUCACAGAACAAGAUUCUGACGUGAGUGGAUGUCCCUCUUUUAGAGUUCCCUUCUGGAUAAGAUACUGGAGGCCUCAUUGCAGGGAAGUCUUGAGAAAAAAACAAUAGGAGGAUGAGGGAUUGUGAAAUGUUUGGGGUUUUUUUCCUAAAGAAAACUAUCAAUAAAAUAACUUUGUUGACAGUGUAAAGCCAUGCUUCUAUCUGGGGUCAAGGCCAGAGCAAUGGACACCUUAUCCCCCUCAUCCUCUUCCUCUGAUAAAGCCCGAGCCCAUACUGAAAAGUCUUUCUUCAUAAGAGCCUAGAGGCCUUUUUAAAAAGUGCUUGAAAAAGAAGGAAGCUAAGGGAAACUGAAAUUAAGAGGAUUUUCCAGUCUGUCUCUGGUGGCCGAUCCAGAAGGAUGUCUCAGUUCCUGCUUCUCACCUGCUUCUUCAUCACAAUAACACCUGCAUCACCAAUGGCCCUAGAUCCUUGCUCUGCUUACAUCAGUCUGAAUGAGCCGUGGAGGAACACGGACCACGAAUUUGAUGAGUCUCAGGGUUCCCCUCUGUGUGACAACAAUGUGGAUGGGGAGUGGUACCGCUUCACAGGCAUGGCAGGGGAUGCCAUGCCCACCUUCUGCAUCCCGGAAAACCACUGUGGAACCCAUGCACCUGUCUGGCUCAACGGCAGCCACCCUCUGGAAGGUGACGGCAUUGUGCAACGCCAGGCCUGUGCGAGCUUCAGUGGGAACUGCUGCCUCUGGAACACCACAGUAGAGGUCAAGGCUUGCCCUGGAGGCUACUACGUGUACCGUCUGACCAAGCCCAGCGUCUGCUUUCAUGUCUACUGUGGUCACUUUUAUGACAUCUGUGAUGAGGACUGCCAUGGCAGCUGCCUGGACACCAGUGAGUGCACGUGCUCUCCAGGAACCGUGUUAGGCCCUGACAGACAGACGUGCUUUGAUGAAAAUGAAUGUGAGCAAAACAAUGGUGGCUGCAGUGAGAUCUGUGUAAACCUCAAAAAUUCAUAUCGAUGUGAGUGUGGGGUUGGCCGUGUGCUAAGAAGUGAUGGCAAGACGUGUGAAGACAUUGAAGGAUGCCACAACAACAAUGGCGGCUGCAGCCAUUCUUGCCUGAUGUCUGAGACGGGCUAUCAGUGUGAAUGUCCCCGGGGCCUGGUGCUGUCUGAGGAUAACCACACUUGCCAAGUCCCUGUGAUGUGCAAGUCAAACACCAUAGAAGUGAGCAUCCCCAGAGACCUGGUCGGCGGCCUGGAGCUCUUCCUGACCAACACCUCCUGCAGGGGAGUGUCCAAUGGCACCCAUGUCAACAUCCUCUUCUCCCUCAAGACAUGUGGCACAGUGGUUGAUGUAGUGAAUGACAAGAUCGUGGCUAGCAACCUCGUGACAGGUCUACCCAAGCCGACCCCAGGGAGCAGCGGCGACAUCAUCAUCCGAACCAGCAAACUGCUGAUCCCAGUGACCUGUGAGUUCCCUCGCCUCUACACCAUUUCCGAGGGCUACGUGCCUAAUCUUCGCAACACCCCGCUGGAAAUCAUGAGCCGCAAUCACGGCAUCUUUCCGUUCACUCUGGAGAUCUUCAAGGACAAUGAGUUCGAAGAGCCUUACCGGGAGGCUCUGCCCACCCUCAAGCUUCGUGACUCGCUCUACUUCGGCAUUGAGCCGCUGGUGCACGUGAAUGGCUUGGAAAGCCUAGUGGAGAGCUGCUUUGCCACCCCCACGUCCAAGAUCGACGAGAUCCUGAAGUACUACCUCAUCCGGGAUGGCUGUGUUUCAGAUGACUCAGUAAAGCAGUACACAUCACGAGAUCACCUAGCAAAGCACUUCCAGGUCCCCGUCUUCAAGUUUGUGGGCAAAGACCACAAGGAAGUGUUCCUGCACUGCCGGGUCCUUGUCUGCGGGAUGCUGGACGAGCGUUCCCGCUGUGCCCAGGGCUGCCACCGGCGAGUGCGUCGUGAGGCAGUAGGAGAGGAUGCCGCAGGUUUACAGAGCCAAACACUGACAGGUGGCCCCAUCAGCAUCGACUGGGAGGACUAGGACCACCCAACACCGGAGUCCUGCUUUGGGCUGCCCAUCUCUUUGGAUUUCUCUCCAUGCCCUCUGAGAACAUCGGUUGACACCCUAGAACAUUGCGCUGCUUUAAACCUCAUACUGUGGGUUUAGACAAACUCCCAGAACCAACUCUGACUCCGGCCCACUGGGAUGGUAAAGGUCACUGCUGAGUGACCUGUCCGGAUGGGGCUUUCAUCCUCAAAAGCUGUGCUGUGCACCCAGAAAGCAGCUCGCCCAUAGCCCCCCGAUUUCUUCCCUGCAAUAAAACACCUAGUAUAGGAUGCACUAAAAUCAGAAGUUGGGUAUAAUAUUUCAAAUUAGGAACUUAAAAAAAUUAAACAGUUGCUUGAAAUUAUGACUUAAAUACCCUCCAACUCCUUAAAUAUGUAAACAAUCAUUAUACCCUGAAAUUUCCGUUCAAAUACAGAAUAGUCAUAGGGGAUUUGGAAGUUUAUCAAUAUAAGUGUGUACUAUUUGGUUUUUCUCUUGCGCAGUAUUUUCUUCUGGGGUUUUUAUAUUAAGUGAACUAUUUUCAAUUAAUAAAUGUUAUUAAAUUUAUUAACGUGCA
Molecule: messenger RNA, 6206 nt
Organism: Vicugna pacos (alpaca)
Lineage: Eukaryota; Metazoa; Chordata; Mammalia; Artiodactyla; Camelidae
Gene: OIT3
Product: oncoprotein induced transcript 3
Molecular function (GO): calcium ion binding
Source: RefSeq, a predicted model, not a curated record